CGGCUAUCCUAAUGUAAUACGCCCACCGAGCGACCGCGACGUCAACCGCGUAGAUAACAGUGCUGAUACGAGCAGAGUUGUGUUGUGUUUUUCAUUUUGAUAACGAUAAUUAAUUGCAGUGAUAAGUGGCGGCUUGUGGAUUUGUAAUUAGCUCGCGAGUUUGCAAACGUCAGAUUCAAUCGGGUUCAUCAGGAUAAAUCGUAAUCUGCGUUAGACUACCUCUGGUUUUGGCUGUCUCGGCCCCAUGAAAUCUGUUCGUUUGUCUUGAGUGUAACCGGGGGUCGCCGUUGGUGUCUGCCUGUAGCUGCUAGUGCAAUCUUUCGUCCUUUCACGAUCUCUUGACUCGCACAGGAGCCACAAACCACAUUAUGUCGGACACAGAUUCUAUCAAAACUGAUAAAUCACAGUCAGAAUUGCAACAGAAGUAUGAUAAAUUAGCCAUGGAGUUUGCCAAAGCCAGAAUGCAAUUGAAUGUUUUAAAAAAAGCAUAUACUGCAAAAACUUCUAAAUUAGACCAUAGGAGUAUUGAAUCUCUGGAUCAAUUUGAAAGCUCUAAAUAUGAUUCAAUGUCUACGAGUAGCUUGGAAAUCCAAGAGAAUUUUAACAAAACAAAUCAAGUAAAUUCUAAAGGAAAAGGAACAGAUGAAUUAAAAUCUAAAGAUGUCCAGUUCUUAAGACAAGAUAUCAACUCUAUGCACCAAUAUAUACAACGGGUAUUAAACUCCACAAAUUCAAGUCAACUUGAUUACAAUCUUAUUAUGUCAGAAAUUGAGUACUGUAAAGGCUUACAAAAUAGUAGUCCGAAUAAUUUGUGUGAAGUACUCAAUGACGAAUUGACAGCAUUAAAAUGUUCUGUUACUGAUUGUUUGUACAACAUAUUGUAUAAUAAACUUGAAUCUCGAACUAAAAUUAACACUGAAGAUUCUAGCAACACUUAUCUCCAUCACUAUUGUUUGGACAAUGAUUAUAAAUCUGACGAAGACAGAUUACAAAAAGUUUUUGUUACAUUGGUUCUCCACUUUUUUCUUUCAUUUAUUAUACAUCUUAAUGAUGUUUUACAAGAUUUGCUCAAAGAUAUUAACCUUAAAGAUGCUUCACUUGCUUUACAAAAAAGUUUAAAAUCAUUAACAAAUAAAUUGCAUAGUAAUUCUUUGGUAUUAGAAAAAAUUCUAACUUACAGUGAAGAUUUAAAAACAUUUAAAUUUGAUACUCAACAUAUUGUUAUGGAAAAUAUUGUGCUAUUCAUAUCAAAUAAAUAUGUUGAAUGUGUAAAUUCUAUUAAACACUUCAUAAAAUCAGAUAAUACUAUUCACAUUGAUUGUUCAUCUUUACGUCAAAGCAUGAUAUCGUUUAUGGCAUUAAAGUUUCCUAUUGGAGAGUUAAUUAACUCAGGCGAAUAUUUGAAUCCAACCAAUAUAAACAAGAAAUUGGACGGUGCUUGUGAUAUUAUACAUACUCUGUUACGUGCCAUAAAUUUAUUUGAGUUUGAAUAUUUGUAUAAAUUUAGCCAAAUGGAUAUGCAUUGGCAUAUGAGAAAUCCACUGUUACAUGUGAAAUAUUCAAAACAAGCUAAAGAGGAAUUAAAUUCACCAUCAAUUUCUCAAAAUAGCUACAAAAGUAUAAUUCAGGUUUAUAAUGAAAAAUUAAAUGAAGAGAUGAACAGGUCAUUAUCAUUAGAACAAGAAAAAAUCCACUGGGAAAAUGAGUAUAAACUUCUAUGUAAAAAAAAGGAAAAUAUACCAUUUGACUUUAAAGACAAACAUUCUACAGCUUUGGAGUCAUUAGUGGUGGAAAAUGAAUUGGGAAAAUGCGAGUCAGUUUUACAGUUCAAUGACCAAGCAUUGGCUAGAGAAAAAGAACUCAAAUGUUAUUUUGAAAAAAAAAUCAACAAUUUGAUUUCGACAAAUAAAGAAUUAUCUAGCCAAAGCAAUGCUUAUGCUAUGGAGAUCACCGCAUUGAAAACGCGAUUGGACCAUAGCAUAUUUGUACGUAAUGAUCUGGAAAUAAAGCUACAUGAGGCAUCGGAGCACAUUGAUGAUCUGAAAGAGGAAUUUCACUUGACAUCUACAAAUUACGAGACUCAACUUAGAGCUAUGACCGAACAUUUAGCUAGUUUAAACGAGACAGUUGUGUUAGAGCGGCGGCAUAUAGAUGAUCUUAAUAACCAAUUGAAAAUGAAAGCAAGCAAAAAGAAGUCUUCCAAAUGAAUAUCAUCAGUAUUAAGUACAAUUAUAUAAUAUAUAUAUAUUAACUAUUUUAUUUUAUAACAUAAUAUUAUAUUAUAAUAAUUUAUUGAUAGUUUUGUAUGUUAUUUAAUAUUAUUGUCUCAUCAUAUAUAAUAUUAUUAUAGUAUUUUGUAUAAAUAAUUUUUUGAAACAUAUUUAUCAAAAUCUUACCUAUCAACGUUAACAUAUUGUGAUAUUUCAGUAAUUUCUCAUCUUUAAUAGUACUGUAUUCUAUUGAAUAGUUUUCAUUUUUAAUUAUUAUUAUUGUCAACUAUAAUUAUUUUAUUAUAUAAACUAUGUGAACAUAUUUCUACUAAAUGUCAUGUGUAUUGUGUGGAUACAUAAUUUAUUAAAUAGUUUAUUAUAAUACUUAUACAUAUGUCAUAUAUUAUACCUACAAAUUUAAGUAUACCUAUUACAGUUAAUUAUAUUUCUAUAUUUAUCUAUGAAUCCGCAUUAUUUAGCUUUUUUUGGAUUAAUAUACAUUUUUCUUUUAAUUAUUUUUGAAUACCUAUUGAAAAUAUACUACAAUGAAUGUCUACUUUUGAUGUGUUAACAUUUUUACGCUCCACCUCCCAAAAAAGAGUGUAUGUAAAGAAAUGGGUCUAGAGAAAAUUGGUAUUAAUUCGAUGUCACGAAAAAUUGUAACGGAAGUUUAAUGGUUGCCAUGGUUGCCCACCAAUAAUUUAUUACAAUGUAAUAUUUUUUUAAUACAAUGUUAUAUUUUAUUAUUAUAUUAUAUAUUUAUAUCUUCAGAGAGUGCUACACAGUGGCAACAAAUACAGUGAGUCCAUAUUAGAUGUUAACACAUCAAUAUUGAGCUUCAGAUACAAACUCUAACACACACAUUUUUUUAUUAU
Molecule: messenger RNA, 3085 nt
Organism: Aphis gossypii (cotton aphid)
Lineage: Eukaryota; Metazoa; Arthropoda; Insecta; Hemiptera; Aphididae
Exons: 18
Coding region: 369-2207 (612 amino acids)
Cellular component (GO): early endosome; membrane
Source: RefSeq, a predicted model, not a curated record